This is a messenger RNA of Heterobasidion irregulare TC 32-1, 336 nucleotides long. RefSeq lists its product as uncharacterized. The transcript is spliced from 3 exons. Gene Ontology annotation, cellular component: nucleolus. The record is from RefSeq and is a predicted model, not a curated record. Bases 1 to 336 code for a protein of 111 amino acids. Lineage: Eukaryota; Fungi; Basidiomycota; Agaricomycetes; Russulales; Bondarzewiaceae. Gene Ontology annotation, molecular function: RNA binding.
AUGUCCUCCAACCUCGCCCUCCUCACCCAGUCCCACAGCAUCGUCGCCUCCAAAAAGCGCCAAAAGCGCGAACAGAUCAAAGAGAUCGCCUUCGACGAGUCCGCGCGCCUGGAGUUCCUCACCGGCUUUCACAAGCGCAAGGUCCUCAAGGCGACCGAGAGUCGCAAGCGCGCGCAGGCCCGCGAGAAGGAGGAGCGGCUGCAGGCCCGCAGGGAGCAACGAAAAAUGCUCGCAGAGCAGGCUAUAGAGAACGCACAAAAAGUAGAAGCCGCAUACGGCGGCGGCAUCGGUGAGCCCCCUUCCCUACCUUGCCCUCCACACUCCACCGCUCACUGA